Molecule: messenger RNA, 4523 nt
Organism: Dermatophagoides pteronyssinus (European house dust mite)
Lineage: Eukaryota; Metazoa; Arthropoda; Arachnida; Sarcoptiformes; Pyroglyphidae
Gene: Graf
Product: GTPase regulator associated with FAK
Biological process (GO): signal transduction
Cellular component (GO): cytoplasm
Molecular function (GO): GTPase activator activity; protein binding
Source: RefSeq, a predicted model, not a curated record
AUUAUUAACAAGAAAAAAAAAUAAACCUCUCUCUCUCUCCCUCUCUCGUUAUACUGGAUUUGCUGAAAAUUUAUUGAUCACAAUUCGAUAAUCAAAAUUAGACAUAAUCAACAUUAAUCAAUAAUAAUGGGUUUAUUACCAUUAGAAUUUACUGAUGGCCUAACUGAUUCGCCAUUUUUUCGUGAAACAUUACAAGCACAUGAACGUGAAUUAGAUUUAACUAAUACGGCUAUAAAACAUUUAAUAAAAGAUAUUAAAGAUUUAAUAGCUGCUGCUCGAAAUUUAAGCCGUGCCCAACGUACAUUAUCCGAUACAUUAAAUAAUUUCAAUUUUGAAUGUAUCGGUAAUUCACAAACCGAUGAUGAAAUGAUUAUUGCAAAUUCAUUUAAAGAUUUUGCACGUCUCCUGUCAACAAUCGAAGAUGAACGUGAUCGUUUAUUGGAAAAAGCUGAUGAAGCAUUUCUUGAACCAAUUGAAAGAUUUCGUCGUGAUCAAAUUGGUAGUGCAAAAGAAGCGAAAAAAAAAUUUGAAAAAGAAACAGCAAAAUAUUGUCAAAAUUUAGAACGUUAUUUAAAUUUAUCAGUUAAGAAAAGUGAAACACAAUUAUGGGAAGCUGAUGCUAAUAAUUCAAUGGAACAACAACAUUUUUUUAAAGCAAUGUCUGAAUAUGUUUUAAAAUUACAAGAAGUAAAUGAAAGAAAAAAAUUUGAAUUUGUUGAAACAGUACUUAGUUUUAUGCUUGGUUGGUUAACAUUUUAUCAUCAAGGACAUGAAAUUGCAACGGAUUUUUAUUCAGUUAAAAUGGAAUUACAAAUGCGUUUACAACGUACAAGAAAUAAUUUUAAUAUGACACAAGAAGAAACAAAAUCAUUACGUAAAAAAAUGCUUGAUAAUCAGGAAAAAUUUCGACAAAAAUUUCAAGAUUCAUGUUCAUUACAGAAAACAUUUACCCGUCAAGGUUAUCUAUUUUUAAUGGAAAAAAAAGCAUUCACUACCUCAUGGACAAAACAUUUUUGUAAAUAUAAUAAACAAAAUAAACAUUUAAAAUUAAUACAAUAUACACAGACAACUGGUAAAAUUAUAUCAACAGAUGAAAUUAUUGUUAAAGAAUGUAUAAAAAGAAAUCAAGAUACAAUUGAUAGACGUUUUUGUUUUGAUAUUGUUGCACAAACUGAUUUAUCAUCAAAUUCUAAUCAUCAUUCUGGUCAUUCUAUAACAACAAAUGGUAGUGGUAAUAAUAAUGGAAUCAGUAAUAAUAAUGCGGUUGGCCAAAAACAUUCUAUAAAUUUAAUAAAUUCAUCAUCAUCAACAACAACAACAACAAAUGAUUUAUCAUCACAACAAUUUGUUAUUUAUACAUUUCAAUCAAUAUCGGAAGAAGAUUAUAAAUAUUGGCUUGAAACAUUAAAUGCACGUGAUCCAUAUCCAGUAAAUAUAAAUAUUACAAAAUCAAAUAAACAAAAUACAAAUAAAUCAAAUAAUAAUAAUAAUAAUAUUGAUAAUAUGAAAAAUAAUAUUGAUAAUCAUACAAAUGAAACAUAUCAAUUAGAUAUUAAUGGUUAUUGGUUUAUAAAAAAAUGUAUAAAAACAAUUGAAUUACAUGGUUUAGAUCAAAAAGGUAUUUAUCGUAUGGUUGGUGUUGCAAGUCGUGUACGUACAUUAAUGGAUAUGUUUAUAAAAUCAAAACAAUCGAAUGAAAAUAUUACAGAUCAAAAUAAUGAUGAUGAUGAUGAUAAUAUUGAUUUAUUACCAAAUUUUAAUAUUGAUACGGAUGAAUUUGAAACAAAAACAUUAACAAGUGCUUUAAAAAAUUAUUUACGUAAUAUAAAUGAACCAAUUAUGACAUUUAAAUUACAUAAUUCAUUUAUAACAGCUGCAAAAUUAGAAAAUCGAGCUUUACGUAUUGAAAAAAUACAUCAACUUGUUCAUCGUUUACCACCGAUUAAUUUUAAGGUGCUUAAAAUUCUUAUUGAACAUCUUCAAAAAGUUGCCAAAUUACAUGAUAAAAAUCUAAUGACAUCAUCAAAUCUUGGUGUUUGUUUUGGUCCAACAUUAUUACGUACAGCUGAAGAAUCUGUUGCUGCAAUAAUGGAUAUAAAAUUUGUAAAUGUUAUUGCCGAAUUAUUGAUUGAAAAUUAUGAAAAACUUUUUCUAACCAAACCAAUACAAGAACAAGAACAAAUUCCAACAAUCAAUUAUUUUCCUUCAACAAUGAAUACAAAUUGUUAUUUGUCAAAUAGUCAAAUACAACAACGUCCAUUGCCAAAUGUACCAAUUAGCCAACAACAACAACAAUAUCAACAUUAUGCCAAAACAAUUUAUGAAACUCCAUUAUUAAAUAAUAAUAAUAAUAAUAAUAAUCGUUUAUUACCACCAUCAUUAAAUCAACAAUCAACAGAUAUUUGUCGAAGUAAUAGUCAAGAUCAAUUACAUAUGGCAAAUAUACAAUCCAAAUCAAGAUUAAUGUAUACAAAUAAUAAUUUGUUUGGCCAAAAUAUGAAUGGUUUAAAUAUACAACAACAUUUAAAACAAUUUUCCGGAAUUAAUUAUUCUACUUAUCCAAAUUUUCAAUUUCAACAACAACAACAACAGCAAACAAAUUGUAUUAAUAAUAACACGUCGGUAUCACGUCGUGCAUUACAUCUUUCAUUAUCAUCAUCAUCAUCACCAUCACCAUCAUUAGGAUCGACAACAACAUUUUCAACAAUAGCCAAUAAUAAUAAUAAUAAUAAUACAUUACAACAACAACAAUAUUAUUAUUCACAAUCACAUCAACAACAACAACAACAACAACAAAUGUUUUUUAAACAAAUUCCAUCCAAUUCGAUUUAUGGACAAAUUCGUACCAAUUCCAAUCAAUUAUUACAGCCAUCAAUUUCUUAUCAAAAUUUACAUUAUAAUAAUGAAUUAACUACAGCAUUAUUAACUGGUGGUGGUGGUGGUGGUGGUGAGAAAAAAAAUCCAACCGGACUAAAUUCAAAUCUAAUUUAUAAUCGACCAAUGACUAGUAUUGGUAUAAUGGCACCAAAUUCAAAUUAUACAAAUCUUUUACGUUCAGAUAAUAAUAAUGAAACAAAAUUAGAAUCAUCAUCAACAACGAAAAAUAAUUUUAGUCCAAUAAUAAAUGAAUCUUUGUCUAUGCAAAGUGGUUUAAUAUCAUUACAGAAUGUACAAUCAUUACAACAACAACAUCCAUCAUCAAGACCGGUAAAUUUUUCAUCAUCUUCAUCAACAUCAUUACCAUCAACACCCGAACAUUCACAAUUUUCAUUUAAAUUGCCACCGGCAACAACAACAACAACAACAACAAUAAUCAAAUCGACAACAACAACAACAUCAUCAGCUAUGGCAAUGAAUAGAAAUCCAAUCAUUGUUGAUCAAACUGGUUCAACAUUAACCGAUCCAAUCAAUGAAUUAUAUGGUACUAAUAGUAGUGGUGGUAUAAAUCAUUCCCAUCAUCAUCAACAACAGCCAAACAAAUCAAUAUAUGCAAGUAUUUCAAAUCAACAACCAACAUCAUCAUCAUUAUCAUCAUCACAACAACAACAACAACAACAACAACAAUCAUCGAUUAUUGGUAGAACAGUACGAACCCGUUAUGUUUGUAUUGGUGGUACUGAUUGUGAACUAUCAUUUCAACCAAAUAUGAUCAUUACUAAUGUUCGCCCAUCAAGAGAACCAGGAUGGCUUGAAGGCACAUUGAAUGGAAAAACCGGUCUUAUACCAUUGAAUUAUGUGGAAUAUAUUGAUUGAUUGAUUGAAUUUUUUCUCUGUCUCUCUCUGUUCGUUGAAAGAAAACAAAACAAUAGAUUUUCAUUGAAAACAAAAAAAUCAAUUAUAUUCAGCCAAAAUAGAAAAUCAAACAUUGUGGACAGACACAGAGAAUCAAACAAAAUCAUUAAAUCAACAAACAUCAAUUUCGAUUUUUUCGAUUUUGGAUUCUGCAAACCCUAUAUUCAGCCAUCCAAAAUAUAAAUAUUUUAUUAUUAUUAUUAUUUUUCAAACUUUACUUUACUUUAUAAAUUUACUUUGGCCAUUCGAUUAAUAAUAAUAAUGAAAAUCUACUUGAGAUUUUGUCUAUUCCAUUCUAUUUUUUUCCGUUAUUUUUAUCCAGAAUUUUUCAUUUCUUGUCAUUUUCUUCUUCUUUUAAUCUUAUUCAAUUCCAUUUUAUUGCCAUAAUUUUUUUUAAUUAAAAAAAAACUUGAUGUAACCAUCGGAUAAACGUCGAAUCUUAGUGUUUGUGUGUGUGUAUUUUGUUUGAUCUCAAACAUUUGAUUAACAAUUUUUUUUUAAAGUUUCCAAAUAUUUUACGGUUCACAUCGAUGAUUCUUUGUCCAUUUUUUCACUUACUUUCCAUUUUUUUUGCCAAAAUAACAAUCUUAUAAACAAACACUUUGAUUAUUACUUACUUUGUUAAAAUUCAUUCAUUCAUUCGUUUAAUUAUAAUAUUUUUAUUAUAAGUUAUACGCUAAGUCAAACACCAAACACACAGAGAAAUUAUUGUAAAAUUUCUUGGCCAUAUA